AGCUGUGUAGUAAGUGGGAAGGGAGGGGCUAUCAGAGGCAGUGAAGGGAGGAGCCUUUGGGUUUAUAAGUUCCAAAAAGGCCACUCAACUCCCAGAGCUGGAUCCUUGAAAAUCUACUUUAUCAGCUGCUGUGGUUGCCACCAUUCUCAGGACCCUCGCCAUGAAAGCCCUUCUGCUGCUCACCCUGUCUGCUCUGCUCUGCUGGGUCUCAGCUGACAUUCGCUGUCACUCCUGCUACAAGGUCCCUGUGCUGGGCUGUGUGGACCGGCAGUCCUGCCGCCUGGAGCCAGGACAGCAAUGCCUGACAACGCAUGCAUACCUUGGUAAGAUGUGGGUUUUCUCCAAUCUGCGCUGUGGCACACCAGAAGAGCCCUGUCAGGAGGCCUUCAACCAAACCAACCGCAAGCUGGGCCUGACAUAUAACACCACCUGCUGCAACAAGGACAACUGCAACAGUGCAGGCCCCCGGCCCACUCCAGCCCUGGGCCUUGUCUUCCUUACCUCCUUGGCUGGCCUUGGCCUCUGGCUGCUGCACUGAGACUCAUUCCAUUGGCUGCCCCUCCUCCCACCUGCCUUGGCCUGAGCCUCUCACCCUGUCUCCGUAUCCCCUGGUUUUACAGAAUGGUCUCUCCCUAGCUCCCAUUUCUUUAAUUAAACACUGUUCCGAGAGGUCUCCUCAUCCAUCCUUCCCACCUCACACCCUUCACUGCUUUUUCCGGGUCCCUUCCCACUUCCUUCCAGGGCCUCCCCAUUAGCUCGUAGAAGGGCUCCCCGCUUUGCUUCCUACACUCUACUGUCCCCUUCUUGAGAAGAGAUUGGGAUCUGGGUCUGAAAUGGGGCUUCUGUCUUGUCCCCAGUGAAGGCUCCCACAAGGACCUGAUGACCUCGCUGUAUAGGCUCCCAUACAGUACCCCAUCCCCCAUACUGACCUCUUUCCGUUUUGAGUAAUAAAUGUCU
Rhinopithecus roxellana (golden snub-nosed monkey) is the source of this 957-nucleotide messenger RNA. RefSeq names its product lymphocyte antigen 6 family member G6C (gene LY6G6C). The transcript has 3 exons. Bases 161 to 538 code for a protein of 125 amino acids. Gene Ontology annotation, cellular component: protein-containing complex; external side of plasma membrane. Lineage: Eukaryota; Metazoa; Chordata; Mammalia; Primates; Cercopithecidae. The record is from RefSeq and is a predicted model, not a curated record.